Messenger RNA from Cryptomeria japonica (Japanese cedar), 707 nucleotides. RefSeq lists its product as uncharacterized. The coding region runs from base 33 to 527 and encodes 164 amino acids. Lineage: Eukaryota; Viridiplantae; Streptophyta; Pinopsida; Cupressales; Cupressaceae. The record is from RefSeq and is a predicted model, not a curated record. The transcript is spliced from 2 exons.
CCACACUCCAAGUGCGUGGAAUAAAAUUGAUAAUGGGAAGAAAUAGAGUGAUGUUGUUUUCUGUUUUGCUGGAUUGCUUCGCUCCUGCACAACCAUUUGAAGAAGAUGAUAAUAAUAAUAAUAAUAUUGAGCGCAUCCCUGCUGCACAAGAAGAAGAAGAAGAAGAAAGUACAGAAGAUUUUGAGCAAGGUGUGCACAUAACUGUGCAAGAAGAAGAAGAAGAAAAUAUAGAAGAUUUGGAGCAAGGUGUACGCAUUGAAGAAGAAGAUUUUGAGCAAGGUGUACGCAUUGAAGAAGGAGGAGGAGGAGGAGGAGGAGGAGGAGGAGGAGAAGAAAGUACAGAAGAUUUUGAGCAAGGUGUGCACAUAACUGUGCAACGUUUGGCUGGUGGAUCUCGCCAAGUAAAGCGCAUUAAAUUCAGUCGUCAAGUGUUUAGCGAAAUGCAGGCGAGGUUGUGGUGGGAAGAAAAUGGGGUGAGGGUGCGUGAGCAUUAUGCCUCUGCCUCACCCUCCACUAGUGGGAAUUGAGAUCAACUUUCUUAUUUCAUACUUAUCUUCUAUAUGCACAUUGGAAUGAAAAAAUUUCAAAACCUAAUUUGUUGUGACAUUAAUGGUUGAAUAUUAGUUCUCUGGAUCAUCUUUGUUAUGAAAUAGCGAUGCGAUUUAGAAAUGCAAGGGUAUAUGGCUAAACCAUUAAUUGUUUUUGUU